Molecule: messenger RNA, 862 nt
Organism: Oncorhynchus keta (chum salmon)
Lineage: Eukaryota; Metazoa; Chordata; Actinopteri; Salmoniformes; Salmonidae
Product: 40S ribosomal protein S13
Exons: 5
Coding region: 126-518 (130 amino acids)
Biological process (GO): translation
Cellular component (GO): nucleolus; cytosolic small ribosomal subunit; ribosome
Molecular function (GO): small ribosomal subunit rRNA binding; structural constituent of ribosome
Source: RefSeq, a predicted model, not a curated record
UUGAUUAACAGUAUGCAAAUCAGUGAGCCAAAUGAACAACUCCCUUGGUUCCCAACGUUCACCAAAGGAGCUGUUCAUUCACGAACGACCGGCCAUCCAAGGCUCUCUCUUUCUCUACUGCUAUUAUGGGUCGCAUGCACGCUCCCGGAAAGGGCUUGUCCCAGUCGGCGCUGCCUUACAGGCGAAGUGUCCCCACUUGGCUGAAGCUGACAUCUGAUGAUGUCAAGGAACAGAUCUUCAAGCUGGCCAAGAAGGGAUUGACCCCAUCUCAGAUUGGUGUCAUUCUGAGGGACUCCCACGGUGUGGCCCAGGUGCGGUUUGUCACCGGGAACAAGAUUCUGAGGAUCCUCAAGACCAAGGGCCUGGCCCCAGAUCUUCCCGAGGACCUGUACCACCUCAUCAAGAAGGCUGUGGCUGUCAGGAAGCAUCUGGAGAGGAACAGAAAGGAAGCUGAAAAUGCUGCAGUUCUUCCAUGGUCUGCAUACUCACAAGACAUGUCACCCACUAAGCAUGUUUAGGAUGCUCUGGAUCAACGUGUAUGACAGCGUGUUCCAGUUCCCACCAAUAUCCAGGAACUUGGCACAGACAUUGAAGAGGAGUGGGACAACAUUCCACAGGCCACAGCCCGAUCAACUCUAUGCAAAGGAAAUGUGUCGUGCUGCAUGAGGAAAAUUGUGGUCACACCAGAUACUGACUGGUUUUCUGAUCUACGCUCCUAGCUUUUUUUAAGGUAUCUGUGACCAGCAGAUGCAUAUCUGUAUUCCCAGUCAUGUGAAAUUAAUAGAUUAGGGACUAAUGAAUUCAUUUCAAUUGACUGAUUUCCUCAUAUGAACUGUAACUCAAUAAAAUCAAUGAAAUUGUU